Messenger RNA from Esox lucius (northern pike), 3155 nucleotides. RefSeq names its product DnaJ heat shock protein family (Hsp40) member C21 (gene dnajc21). The transcript is spliced from 12 exons. Gene Ontology annotation, cellular component: cytoplasm. Gene Ontology annotation, molecular function: nucleic acid binding; zinc ion binding. The coding region runs from base 275 to 1972 and encodes 565 amino acids. Lineage: Eukaryota; Metazoa; Chordata; Actinopteri; Esociformes; Esocidae. The record is from RefSeq and is a predicted model, not a curated record.
GUAACGGUGUUGACGCAAUUCCACGAUGUGUGUGGUUGAGUUCAGUAAAGACGACCUAAGUUUUUAUAUAUUUCGAUUUUGAUUGUACAUUUCUUUAUAGAUCGGUCGAUAGUUACGUAAACUUUUUAAGUUAUUGCAAUACUUCAUUCAUUUUUUAGCGCUCGAAUAAUUGUUAUUCAUAGCUUUAUAAGUGGCUACUGUAGCAACCUUAGCAACUAGCUAGGUACUGCACAUUAUUAGUCUGUGUGGCCAGCUGAACCAGCUCAAGCUAAAAAUGAAGUGUCAUUACGAGGUGUUGGGUGUCAAAAGGGACGCAACUGAUGAUGAUUUAAAGAAGGUCUACCGGAAAUUAGCUUUGAAAUGGCAUCCAGAUAAGAACUUGGCCAAUGCAGAUGAGGCAUCUGAGCAGUUUAAACUGAUCCAGGCGGCCUAUGAAGUCCUGAGUGACCCACAGGAGAGAGCCUGGUAUGACAACCACAGAGAGGCUCUCCUGAAAGGCGGUGUCAGUGGGGAGUACUCUGGGGAGAAAGUCGACCUAGUACAGUUUUUCACAGUCACCUGUUAUUCUGGUUAUGGAGAUGAUGAUAAGGGUUUCUACACGGUGUACAGGAACCUGUUUGAGGCCAUCGCGGAGGAGGAGUUGGAGUGCAGUAAGGAGGAGGAUUUGGAGGAGGAUGAGUUCCCUUCAUUCGGAGACUCUUUGAGUGACUAUGACACGACUGUGCAUCUGUUCUACGGCUACUGGCAAAGUUUCUGCACCAGGAAGAACUUUGCCUGGAAGGAGGAGUAUGAUACGAGACAAGGCUCAAACCGCUGGGAAAAGAGGGCCAUGGAGAAGGAGAACAAGAAGGUCCGAGACAAGGCAAGGAAGGAGCGCAGCGAGUUAGUGCGCCAGCUGGUGGCCUUUGUGCGUAAGCGUGACAAGAGGGUGCAGGCCCACAAGAAGCUUGUGGAGGAGCAGAAUGCAGAGAAGGCGAAGAAAGUCGAGGAGCUCCGACGCAAGCAAAAGCAGACCCAGGCCAAACUGGCUGAAGACUACAAGGAGCAGAGCUGGGCUGCCAUGUCAGAGUUAGAGAAGGAACUACAGCUAAUGGAGGCACAGUACGGAAAAGAGUUUGGAGAUGCGUCGGGAAGUGAGGAGGAAGAGGAGGCUGACAUGGAGGUGCUUGACAAGAUGGACCAGGCAGGAGCUGACAUACAGAAUAAUGACACGGAACUUUUGGAGGACUAUUACGAUGACUUGUACUGCCCUGCAUGUGACAAAUGCUUCAAAUCGGACAAAGCAUUGAAAAACCACGAGAAGUCUAAGAAGCACAGAGAGAUGGUGACAUUCCUACGGCAACAGCUGGAAGAAGAGGAAGAGUCCCUUGGUCUGAAGGAAGGAAAAGAGGCAGUUGGGGAAGAAGAGGGGGAGGAAGAAGAACUUGAAGAAACUCCAAGGCAAAAGCUGUCUAAAAAACAGAAAAAGAAAAAGAGACUGCAGAGAAAUGCUCAAAGUCCUACAGAGGAGGUAGUAGAAGAGGAUGUGUCCCCCGAGUCCACCUCCCCUAAAGACACCUCAGCGUCCCCAGAGACCCCUCCAGCAACACAGAUGGGCAGUGGCGAGGCAAAGGACACAGAGUCUCUCUCAGAGCCCCAGCAGCCAGCUGCAGACAAACCUUGUGAGGAACAAACCCUGGACUCACAGAAGGAGGAAGACCCACCCACAGAGCUAAAGAGCUCCGGAAAGACAAAAGCAAAGAAAAUUGGAGGAAAGGACAACAAAAAUAAUGCUAAACCACUGGGAGGAGUGGAGCUUGGAGCAGAGAAGGAACUGCACCUACGCUGUGUGACCUGCCACUAUGAGUUCUCCACAAGGAACAAACUGUUUGAUCACCUUAAGUUAACUGGACACGCUACUGCUGUAUCACACAAUGGUAGCAGCAUUAGUGCAGGGGGAAAGAAUAAGAAGGAGAAAAAAAAGAACAGAUGAUCAUGUGACACAGAAGAUGAAAAUUUUUGUUAAAGACUAAACCGGCCUAAAGUGAUCACUUUACACUGGGCUGUUGAGCUGAAGGAGAAUGAACUUUCCCCCACAGGAGACUCUAAAAGGCUGAUGUUUCAAAACCUUUAAAGACUGUCUGAAAAAGGAGACUGAUUGCUGUUUGAAGUUCUUGCUUAUUAGAAAACAAUCAAUGCUCAGAUACUUAAUCAAUGGAUUAAGAAUGUUCCUUUUUGGUUCCUAAGGGUUUUUUCUAUUAUAAACCGAUACUGAUGCAAUGACAACUGCAAAAAAAAAUAUUACACACCUAUAGCCAAUUACCAUUCAAAACUGUACACAUUUCAUUCACAUUUACAUGGGAUUGUUAACAUUUAUUAACUGGCUGGUUAAUAACAUGAAUGCUGAUUGGCUAAACACCUUAGGUGGCAACAGAGGGUAGAAUAUAAGCAAGCCAGCCUUUAGAACAGUAAAAACUAAACGUUUUGUCAUAUCUUUGGUAUACAGUCACAUACUGUUCUGUAGCUGCUCAUUCCGAGUGCUAUAUAUUUACACAAAUAAUGAACUGUACAUACUCAUCUCACUUGUACAUUGGUCAAUAAACCACAGCUGGAAAUCUUAAUAGUCGUUCUUAUGCACGAUGCAUUGUGGAGUGCCUGGAUACAACACAAACCCUUGAUGUCAUAUUGCUAUUAUAAAGUGGUUACCAAUACAUGUAAGAGAUGUACAAAGUUAUGGAAAAUCAUGCCUGUGGUAUAUAGUCUCAAACCAUAGUAUUAAGCCAAUCAGGAUUUGAACUGUGGAAGUCUAUGACUGACAAAACCCAUUUAAAAAUGCAAACAGAUGCUGCAAUUCCUUUUUUUCUAUAAUGGGUAUGCUGAUUUUGUGACAGAACUCAAAUUCACAUGAACAUAUUGCAUUCACUUAUUUCUGAUGAGAGAGUCAUAAUACCUGGAUAUUUGAAAAAUAAAUGGCAACAGUUAUUUUAUAUUUCAUUUCCACAGUCUGUUCAGUACAAUUCUGACACAUUGAAUAAGCUAAUGGAAAUAUUUUGUUUACCAUUUCAUUUCCUUUUUGUGAUAGCAUAAAAUGUGUCAAUGAAAUAUCAAUUGACAUUGCAUUUUCAUGCUAUAUGUGGUUAAAAGACUGUCAAAAUGUAAAUACAAUUGCAAUGCUA